Molecule: messenger RNA, 1981 nt
Organism: Polypterus senegalus (gray bichir)
Lineage: Eukaryota; Metazoa; Chordata; Cladistia; Polypteriformes; Polypteridae
Gene: mcoln1a
Product: mucolipin TRP cation channel 1a
Exons: 14
Coding region: 188-1909 (573 amino acids)
Cellular component (GO): lysosomal membrane; plasma membrane
Molecular function (GO): NAADP-sensitive calcium-release channel activity
Source: RefSeq, a predicted model, not a curated record
GUCACCUGACUGCAUGUUUGCAAAUCUGCAGGACAGCAGUGCUGGGCAAGCAAAAGCAGGAAGAUCGCCCGACGUAUGAGCAGGAGGAUUUUGCAAGACAGCAAACGGGGCCAUCCUCGUUUCGUUUUGAAUGACUGGCGAACCCGCACUAAUGGCGAGAGGGAAACUGUAGAGAGUUUGAGAAACGAUGGCUGCCUCCGUGUGUAUCAACUGCACGGAUCAAGAGCGCGAGAGGCUGUUUACUCCUGUGAACAGCUACGGCUCGCAAGCCACCAGCAGCGGCAGCAAUGAGGUGCCACCUCUGCCAAAGCUCGAACGUGUGCUGGAGGAGGAAGCUCUUCGCAGGAAGCUAAAGUACUUCUUCAUGAGCCCCUGUGACAAGUUCCACGCCAAGGGGCGCAAGCCAUUCAAGCUGAUUCUGCAGAUGGUGAAGAUCGUCGUUGUCACGGUGCAGCUGGUGCUCUUUGGUCUCAGUAACCAGAUGGUUGUGACAUUUAAAGAGGAGAACACCAUAUCAUUCAAGCACCUUUUUCUAAAGAACUACGCAGAUGGAGGUGAUGACACCUAUGCCGUGUACACACAAGCAGACUUCUAUGACAGCAUGUUUUACGCAGUCGAUCAGUUUUUGGCACUCCCAAAUACCACAGUCGGCCGCUAUGCCUAUGUGCAUAGUAAACAUGCCAAUGAAAGUACCCUCAUUCUGUGCCAGCAAUAUUACAAGAAAGGAAGCAUUGACCCUGGAAACGACACCUUCGACAUUGAUCCCCACGUGAAGACAGAAUGCAUUGGAGUGAACCCCAGGUCAAGGUCCGAAGAUGACUACGACUAUAGGAACUUCACUCUUAAAUUUCACAAACUCAUCAAUGUGACUAUACAAUUUAAGCUAAAAGCCAUCAACAUUCAGACGAUCAUAAACAAUGAGGUUCCGGACUGCUACACAUUCACCAUCACAAUCACAUUCGACAACAAAGCCCACAGUGGCAGAGUGAAGAUCAGCCUGAAUAAUGAGGCCUCUAUUAAGGAGUGCAAGGACCCGAAUGUCUCCGGCCAUGCAGAGAACUAUUCCCGGCUAGCAUUUGAUGUGAUAGUGGUCAUAUUGUGCAUCAUGUCAUUCUUACUCUGUGGACGUUCAAUUGUUCGCGGCCUGUUUCUACAGCAGGAGUUUGUGCAGUAUUUCCAUAACCACUUUGACAGGAAGGUGAGCUGGUCUGACCGCUUGGAGUUUGUGAACGGCUGGUACAUCCUGCUAAUUAUCAGCGACAUUUUGACCAUUAUUGGCAGCUUCAUCAAGAUGGGCAUUGAGUCUAAGAACCUGGCCUCAUAUGAUGUGUGUGGAAUAAUGCUGGGAACAUCUACCCUACUGGUAUGGGUGGGUGUCAUUCGAUACCUCAGCUUCUUUCAGAAAUACAACAUUUUGAUCAUUACUCUAAGGGCAGCCUUCCCUAAUGUGAUUCGUUUCUGUUGCUGUGCCGCUGUGAUCUACCUUGGAUAUUGCUUCUGCGGAUGGAUCGUCUUGGGGCCUUACCAUGUCAAGUUCCGUUCCCUUUCCAUGGUGUCGGAGUGCCUUUUCUCCCUAAUCAAUGGUGAUGACAUGUUUGUUACUUUCUCCGAAAUGCAGCAGAGCAGCUUCUUGGUUUGGCUUUUCAGCCAGAUCUACCUGUACAGUUUCAUUAGCCUUUUUAUUUACAUGGUGCUGAGUCUCUUCAUCGCUCUCAUUACCGGUGCAUAUGAAACAAUCAAGCAUCACAGCAUGGAGCCGGUUCACAUCACAGAUUUGCACGCCUUCAUAGCAGAGUGUAAAGACACCCCAAAUUCUGGCAAAUUCAGGGGUAUAGAGAGCUCUCCGUGCUCCAUUUUCUGCUGCUGUGACCGGACUACAACAUACGAGGAUGUUCUCCUAAUAAACUGAGGGAGCGACCGAGAAACCUGCCAAAAGAAUGAGACCCUCAUUCAUCUUUCGCCAUUGUCCUAAUCCCCCAUG